Molecule: messenger RNA, 1374 nt
Organism: Podospora anserina S mat+
Lineage: Eukaryota; Fungi; Ascomycota; Sordariomycetes; Sordariales; Podosporaceae
Exons: 2
Coding region: 1-1374 (457 amino acids)
Molecular function (GO): oxidoreductase activity
Source: RefSeq, a predicted model, not a curated record
AUGGCCCCCUUCUAUCGAGGACGCCAUGUACUUAUAAGCCAGACAUGUGAGCUCUCGAUCAGAUCCAAAUAUUCCAUUAUCAGAUCAAGCUCUUUCAUUUGGCAGUCAUCACCCAGCACUUCCAAACCGCCCCCUACCUUACCCACCAUCACACACAUACCAUACACAAUGGCUCCCGGAAUCCUAGUAGAAGAGCCUGCGGCUCAACUUCCUCAAGUCACCAAGAGCAACCUCGAUGCCCCCCGCCACAUCUUCCCUGACGGCAUCCGCACAUCUGGCCAGCACCCCCCUCUCUACGACGUCCUGAAGCCCUACUCUGAGUUCCCCAAGGAGAUCACCGGCCGCACAGUAUGGAAGCGCGAUGACUUCAUCAACAACCCUGAGAAGUGGGUGCACCCCUUCACAGAUGAGGAGGUUGCCGAGUUGUCCGCCACCGCCGACGCUUUCAUCGCCAGCGGCACACCACUCACCGGCAUCUCCAAGGAGAACUUUGUCCUUCCCAAGCUCGGCAAGGUCUUGACUGACCUCCGGGAAGAUCUUCUCAACGGCAAGGGCUUCAUCCUCUUCAAGCGCUUCCCUGCCGAUGUUUGGGGCCCAGAGAAGAACGCCGUCGCCUACAUGGGUCUCGGCACCUAUCUUGGAUACUUUGUCUCUCAGAACGGCCGCGGCCACGUCCUCGGCCACGUCAAGGAUGUCGGUGAUGACCCGACUCAGAUUCACACCGUCCGCAUCUAUCGCACUGCCGCCCGCCAGUUCUUCCACGCUGAUGAUGGUGAUAUCGUCGGUCUUUUGUGCGUACACCGCGCCCAGGAGGGUGGUGAGAGCGACAUUGUCUCGGUUCAUAACGUCUGGAACAUUCUCCAGAAGGAGCACCCUGAUGUUGCCGAGACUCUGACCAAGCCGAUCUGGUACUUUGACCGCAAGGGUGAGGUCAGCAAUGGCCAGGAGGAGUGGGUUCGCCAGCCUAUUGUUUACAUAGAGAACGGUGGCCAGGGCCGUCUCUACUGCAAGUGGGAUCCCUACUAUGUCAAGUCUUUGACCAGAUUCUCCGACAAGGGUAUCAUUCCUCCUCUCAGCGAGGAACAACUUCAUGCUCUGAAGGUGCUUGAGGAUACCUGCCAGCAGGAGGCUCUGCACAUGGUUUUGGAGGUUGGAGACAUUCAGUUCUUGAGUAAUGCUCACUUGCUCCAUGCUCGCACUGCUUACAGGGACUUUGCCCCUCCUGCUCCCAGAAGACAUCUCCUCAGACUCUGGCUCGCCACUCCCGAGGGUGAGGGCGGGUGGGCUCUUCCCAUGCCUGACAGCCAUGAGAAGAAACGUGGUGGUAUCCAGGUCAACGACACUCCUCCUCGUGCGCCUCUUGAUGCCGAGUAA